Molecule: messenger RNA, 456 nt
Organism: Dissoconium aciculare CBS 342.82
Lineage: Eukaryota; Fungi; Ascomycota; Dothideomycetes; Mycosphaerellales; Dissoconiaceae
Product: ubiquitin-conjugating enzyme
Exons: 3
Coding region: 1-456 (151 amino acids)
Source: RefSeq, a predicted model, not a curated record
AUGAGUGCGCCAUUGCCGAAGAGAAUCAUCAAGGAAACGGAGCGGCUACAAAAUGAGCCAGUACCCGGGAUAUCUGCGCAACCUCAUGAUGACAACGCUCGUUACUUUGAUGUGAUUGUAGAAGGACCAGGAGGGAGCUGCUAUGAGGGUGGCGUAUUCAAGUUGGAGCUCUUCUUGCCCGAUGACUACCCGAUGUGUCCACCGCGGAUACGAUUCCUCACCAAGAUCUAUCAUCCCAACAUCGACCGACUCGGCCGCAUAUGCCUCGACGUGUUGAAAAAUAACUGGUCUCCUGCGCUACAAAUUCGAACAAUUCUCUUGAGUAUUCAAGCUUUGCUUGGUGCGCCCAACCCAGAAGACCCAUUGAACGAAGCAGUCGCAAAACAGUGGAAGGAGAACCAGCCGGAGGCCAUAAAUACAGCCCGCGAGUGGACGCGGUUGUAUGCACAAAAUUGA